AUGCAAACAUUCUACAGUGCAGCCAGACUUGACAUCACGACAACACGGAAGUUCCGCUCCGUCCGUGCAGUUUUUCCAUUCACUGUCAAUGGUGUGUCGACGGACAAGGAAAUCACAUCUGGAAAUAUCACCUCUAUGGCUGAAAAACACACCUCCAGCACCUUAGCCAAAUUCCUCGAUGGAGACCAUUGGGAGGCUAAGGACAGUAUUCGAAAAGAAAUCUCGAACUGUGAACUGUUUCAGGCAAACAGUUACGACCUCUCUCUGGACGAGACAAGAGACCUGACAGCCGAGAGGCUUCACUACGUUUUAAAACUGCCUCAGAUCAGAAGCCAACUAAGAGACCAGGUGAAAGAUGGACUGAAGGGAUUCUUGGCUAAGAGCUUGGGAAUAACAGAGCUGCUGUGCUCUGCAGAUCUGGCAACAGGAGUAAAGUUGGGUGUUGUGUGUGGACUAUACGGAGGUGCAGUCACCAAUCUUGGGAGCUUGGAACAGAGGGCCAGAUGGUACCAGCCUGUAGCGGAUCUGGAGUUUACUGGGAUGUUUGCCAUGACCGAGAGGGGUCACGGGAGCAAUGUCCGAGGAAUCCUAACCGAGGCCCAUUACCAGCCGUCUACCCAGGAGUUCGUCAUCAAUACUCCAUGUGAUGAUGCCCAGAAGAUGUACAUCGGCAACGCCAUGAAGGGAAACUUUGCCACUGUGUUUGCUCAGCUCAUAGUGAAUGGAGAAUGUCAAGGUCCACACUGUUUCAUCGUGCCCAUAAGAGAUCAGCAAGGGACCAUGCACCCCGGCGUCACGGCUAUCGAUAUGAAGCACAAGGAAGGUCUCCAUGGAGUUGACAAUGGGAUACUAAUAUUUAACAAAGUUCAGAUACCAAGGGAAAACCUGCUUAGCAAGUUCGGCACUGUGUCUGAGAAUGGGGUGUACUCCUCUCCGAUUCAGAGCAAGAGCAGUCGCUUCAACGCGAUGCUGGCAGCCCUCACCCCCACACGCCUCGGCCUCACCGUACAGGCCAUGGCAGCCAUGAAGUUGGGCCUCAUCAUUGCAGUUCGCUACAGCCACAGCCGGAGGCAGUUUGGGCCCAGGGACCAGGACGAGGUGAAGAUCAUCGAGCACCAGACACAGUACCUGAGGCUCAUGCCUCACCUGGCCGCCGCCCUGGCCCUCACCUUCACCACCAGGUAUGCAGCGCGGCUGAUGGAUGACGCACUGUUUAAGGGCGAGGACCUUCAGAGUAACCGGGCUCUGCAGGCUCUGGUGGCCGGCCUGAAGGCCUACAGCACCUGGGAGAACCUGGCCUGCCUGCAGGAGUGCCGAGAAUGCACUGGAGGCAUGGGCUUCAUGAUGGAGAACCGGAUCCCAGCGUUGAAGUGCGACUCCGACGUGUUUGUGACGUUUGAGGGAGACAACGUGGUCAUGCUGCAGGUGGUGGUGCGAGAGCUGUUGAGCCAGUACACCAAGCUGCUGGGCAACAACAUCGUGGCCGGCCUCAUCAGAACAUGGACCAGCUCGGCAUCCGACACCCUCAGAACCAGUUUCCUAGGCUUCAAUGUGGACAAAGUGGGUGAUUUGAGUUUCCUUCUAAAAGCCGUGAGCUAUCGGGAGAGAGUGCUACAGAGGAGCCUUGCAGCCCGCCUCUACAAUAAGGUGGAGAAGAACAAAGAUGAGUUUUUCGCCGCCUGGAACUCCUGCCUGCAUCACGUGACGGGCUUGGCAUUGGCACACAUUCAUCGAGUGACGCUGGAGCAGUUUGCGCUGGCUAUUCAAGAAUGCCAGGUUGCUGAAGACCACACCUUGCUGACAAAGUUCUGCCUGUUGCAUGGGACCAGUCUGGUGUAUCAGGAGAGAGCCUGGUACCUGGAGCAUAGCUACCUGACCCCCACCACCAGCCGACAGAUACGCUCUCAGCUGUUGGAGCUCUGUAAGUCUGUGAAGGACGAGGCCUUGAAGGUGGUGUCUGACUUCAAUAUCCCGGACUGCUGUAUCCAGGCCCCUAUAGCGGGUAUAGCCAACCCCCGCGCUGAGUGGGCCUUCUACUCCCAGCCUCAUGUCCCCUCGUCAAAGACCCUCAACGCCAAACUAUGAGCCCCACAGACAACACGUCAACUCGUCACCACAAGACCCUGAACACCAAGCUAUGAGAUCCACCACAGACAACACAUUGCCCUGUCACCAGCCAAGACCCUCAACGCCAAGCUAUGAGCCCCACAGACACCACACUCUGGCCAAGACCCUCAAUCCUGAGCUCCAAGACCCUCAAUCCUGAGCUCCAAGACCCUCAAUCCUGAGCUCCAAGACCCUCAAUCCUGAGCUCCAAGACCCUCAAUCCUGAGCUCCAAGACCCUCAAUCCUGAGCUCCAAGCCCCUCAAUCCUGAGCUCCAAGACCCUCAAUCCUGAGCUCCAAGCUAUGAGUCCCACAGCCACACGUCCUAUCGUUUCCACACAAGACUCUGAAUGCCAAGCUAUGAGGCCCACCAUAGACGACAUGCCCCCUCGUCUCCAGUCCACACAAGAUCCUCAACGGCAAGCAAUGAGGCCCAGUGGGCCUUCUACACCCAGCCACACAUCCCCUCGUCACCACACAAGACCCUCAACGCCAAGCUCUCAGGCCCACAGAUAUCACAACCCCUUGUCUCCAAACAAGACCCUGAACGCCAAGCUAUGAGGUCUUUCUUCUCUCAGCCACACGUCUCCUCGGCACCACACACGACCCUCAACGUCAACCUAUGACACCCC
Molecule: messenger RNA, 2737 nt
Organism: Engraulis encrasicolus (European anchovy)
Lineage: Eukaryota; Metazoa; Chordata; Actinopteri; Clupeiformes; Engraulidae
Gene: acoxl
Product: acyl-CoA oxidase-like
Exons: 20
Coding region: 1-2085 (694 amino acids)
Biological process (GO): fatty acid beta-oxidation using acyl-CoA oxidase; lipid homeostasis
Cellular component (GO): peroxisome
Molecular function (GO): acyl-CoA oxidase activity; FAD binding; fatty acid binding
Source: RefSeq, a predicted model, not a curated record